Messenger RNA from Diachasmimorpha longicaudata, 3053 nucleotides. RefSeq names its product transcription factor kayak (gene kay). The record is from RefSeq and is a predicted model, not a curated record. Gene Ontology annotation, cellular component: nucleus. Gene Ontology annotation, molecular function: DNA-binding transcription factor activity, RNA polymerase II-specific; RNA polymerase II cis-regulatory region sequence-specific DNA binding. The transcript is spliced from 3 exons. Lineage: Eukaryota; Metazoa; Arthropoda; Insecta; Hymenoptera; Braconidae. Gene Ontology annotation, biological process: regulation of transcription by RNA polymerase II. The coding region runs from base 217 to 1338 and encodes 373 amino acids.
AGUUACGUGAAGACUUCAGUCAACAGCAGAUCUAGACCAGUCAAGUGUCGUGACUUCCGAGUUUUCAAUAAUUGAAGUUCAAAUAAUUUUUUUUUUCGUUAAACAUUGGAUUAACAUUUGCGAAUAAAACAAAAAAGUUCUAUAUAUUUUUCUUGAUAAUCGAACUUUGUGAGAUAUUUUUCUUGAUAAUUGAUUGUUGAGUGACACUGUUUACUGAUGGAGACUUACUACGACACAUCUGAUUUACCUAUGUCCCAGCGUGUACCUAAUAGUGGAUUAUAUGACACUAUGGCUGAUGAUCACGGAUAUUACACAUUGUACCCGAAUUCAGGUGCAUGUGAUCUGUGGCAAUUGACUAAGGAUGACAAUCCAAUGUUGGCAUCUCUCGAUGGUAUACACAGUGGAGUCCCCACCCGAACAACUCCAACAUUGACCCCAACAACCCUUCGCAACAUUGAGCAAGCAUUUUUGGAAUUAGCGAGUGAAUCAGGCCAGCACAGCCGCGAAGCAGGGUUCGUACCACCCCUGGUGGAGCCCUCCCAGCCAACACCGGCCCAGACCCAGAAUACUUGUGGACAACAGCAGCAUCACAACACUGUUCUCCUGGAGAAUCAACAGUCAAGACCAAUUCAACAGGCGAGAAGGAACAUGGGGGGUAGACGACCCACCAGGACAAUUGGCAUGUCCCCGGAGGAGGAGGAGAGGCGCCAGGUCAGGAGAGAGAGAAACAAAAUGGCUGCUGCUAGAUGCCGAAAACGAAGAAUGGAUCAUACCAAUGCUCUACUUGAAGAAACCGAGGGCUUGGAACACAAGAAGCAGAGUCUUCAGGACGAAAUUCAUCAGCUCCAACAAGCAAAAGACGAGUUGGAAUUUAUCUUAGAAGCCCAUCGUUCAGUUUGCCGACUGCGUUCGUCCUCACCUCCAGACGUAAAACCGAUCAUAAAAUCCGAGGCAUUCAUCGAUCCAUCAGAGCGUGAUACAUCGACCCCCAAUCUCCGACCAAAUCGUCCAAAUUCCCUGCCCGUGGGCUUUGAUAAUAACAAUCGACCGACAAGUCUCAACUUUGUGGAGCCAAAACAACGACCAGACUCCCUUCAUUAUAAGACAGUGGAGACACCAGCUUUCAUGAAAACAGCUAAUGAAGUUGCUGGGAUACCCAUCACCACACCCUCCAGUGGCAUCCCCUUUAAUUUUGAUUCGUUGAUGGAGGGGGGCACUGGUCUCACUCCUGUGUCAACUCCAUUGGUUCCAUCCUGCUCGACUCAACAAAGAAACAAUGUCUCAGCUGUUGAUCUCACUUCACCAGAUGUCAAUCCACCUAAACUUGUCAGCUUGUGACGCCAGGAUGAUAUCGAGGGAACUUCUAACGACGAAGAACUAGACUAAAAUAAUGCUUCAACAUUUUUUUUUUGACAACUCAAAUGACGUAUGAGGAAAUUGACGAGGACUCCGGGAGUCGAUGAUAAUUAUUUCUCUUGAAAAAUCAUUUUGUAUAAAUUAAGUGGGGAAUUGAUCGAAAUUUCUUUGCAAAUAGUAGCGAAAUUCGAUCUUGCUGAAAUUUCCUGCAAAUUUCCCUGGAAUUUCAUGAGUUAUACCAAAAUUCAGCACUAAUUUAAUUAGAAUUCUAUGAACUUCGAGCGGGAAUACUAGAAAAAUUUUAAGUCAGGAAUAAUUAAAAAAUAUUUCCUAAAAACAUGACUCAACAGAACAAAAAUACAGCCAAUGCAAUUAGAGGGGACUUUCAGAGUUGAUUGUUGAAAAUCAAUGCUGGGUUUUCCUUUCAGCUUUGUGAAUUAAUUCUACUAGGAAUUUCAUUACUUCAAUUGUCGUUUGGUCCCUCGUGAUGGAGCAAGAUUAUUAUUUACGUCAGGACAUCACAUGAAGAUAUGAGGAACAGUUGCCAUAAAUGUAUUUGUUUUUUUGAAUUAAGAUUUCUCUCUUUAUAUAGAAUAAUUCUCAUUUUCUAUCGAACAUAUAUUUUUUUUUGUUUGAAUAUGAUGUGGAGGCUUUUUUGGAAUAAAGGUUGGAGAUGAAUCCACUGGGGUGUUUGCUUUGAAAGUUUUUCGAGAGAAUGUAUGAAUAAAAUUUAUGAGUAUUCUCAGUAUUGAGUAAAUUGUCAAGGUUCAAAGUCGAAAAAAUUUUCUAAGUCUGAAUUUCGAGAUGUAGGGGAUAGCUUUAUAUUCUGAAUUUUUACCAUUUUAUACGAUUUAUCGAGGGGUGAAAAAAAAAUAAAACAUUUGAAACUGAAGAAAUUGAUCUCUCGAGGGGAUUUUUUGAAUUGAGCAAAACAUCAACAAAAUUCAUUCGUCUUACUCGCGUAAUGAUGAAGACGUCUUUAUGCUCAGUCGUGAGAUCACAAAUUGGCUUAAGACAUUGGGAACUAUUUGUAGCUCAAGCCCUCAAUUAAUGUAAGAAUUAAAUUAUGGAUUCUAGUACCAAAAUACGAUUUGUCCUUUUGAAUAGAUGAACUGGCUUCAAUCUGCAAUAUCUCGACAUGGGCAGAGUGAAAAUCGAUAAUUUUUUUUUCGAUUUGAACGUCUUUUUGCCGUCUUCAAAAUGAGACGUGAAUGACGAAAAUUGUAUCGUUGGUUCGUGAGAUAUUGGAGUUGAUACAAAGUUCAGUUUGCCUUUUGUCGUUGUUGGCUCUAAUUCAUUCCUGAGUGUUCAUUCUGCUCAAAUUCAUUCCUGAAUUUUUGAACACUCACUGCAUGAUUGAAUCCUAUUUAUGCAUCAUGAGCCAUUAUUUUACAAUUAUAAUGAAGAAGUCAAUUUUUCUAUUGUCGAUUUUUCGAGAAAAUUGUGCAAAUUUUUGCGAUCUAUUGAUUUAUCUUGUAAUACAAUGUGGAGAUACUUGAUAGUCUACGAAGAUUUUACAUGACUCUAAGCAAUAUUAAUAUAUUCAGACGCGAUUGACGAUUGUGGUGAUAAAUAUUGGAAUUUCACAAUAGACAUUUGUGAGAAUGUACUCGAUGGUGAAGUGUGUGGAUAUUGUAAUACACAUUGAUACGAUAUAUUUUUGAGAUAUGAGAAUAAAAAUUAAUGGAAUAAAAUAA